CUAAAGAAACCCGAAUUGAGGAGGGAAAGGGAAAGAGCCUGACAGAAAACCUUAAUGCAAGGGAACAAACCCUCCUCUGUACAGACUUGGGCUGGACCCCUUCUCCCUGAGCCAAUAACCCCUUGGCAUGAGUCCUGACCCCUUGGCAGCUUUGUGCCCGAGACUCUUGCGCUGGAGGGGUCAGGGCACGGGGAACAUUUGGAAGAGAUCUCUCCGAGACUCCUGAGCGUUCGCUGUGUACAUUAGUCCGCCCUUUCCCGGUCAGGCGACUGGACAAGCCACUCACCCUCUCAGAGGAUAUGCCUGAGUCCAAGGCUCAGACGCAGCACAGGCCAGGAGGAGACGAUCUGGUGAUGCUCCUAGGCUGGUGAGAAGCCAGGUCUAAGAGGCGGUCACACAGCAGAGGCCGGCGGAGGCACGGGAGGAGUCAGGAUGUGAAGAUCUUCCGAGCCCUGAUCCUGGGGGAGCUGGAGAAGGGGCAGAGUCAGUUCCAGGCACUUUGCUUUGUCACCCGGCUUCACCACAAUGAGAUCAUCCCCAGUGAGGCCAUGGCAAAGCUUCGACAGAAGAACCCACGGGCGGUGCGGCAGGCCGAGGAGGUGCGGGGCCUGGAGCACCUGCACAUGGACGUCGCCGUCAACUUCAGCCAGGGGGGCCUGCUGAGCCCCCACCUCCGCAACGUGUGCGCUGAGGCCGCAGAGAGCAUCUACACUCGCCAGGAGGACGUCCGGUUCUGGCUGGAGCAAGAUAUCAAGAUGAGUGGGGAUGUAGCCGACUCCACGGAUGCUCGCAGUGCCCUCGGCCAGGUGGAGACAGGAAAUGACCGAAAUGGCCUAGAUUUCAACAGGCAGAUUAAAACUGAGGACCUCGGCGACUCCCUGCAGCAGACCCUCUCGCAUCGGCCAUGCCACCUGAGUCAAGGAGCCACGAUGAUGCCUGGAAACCAAAUGUCCGGGGACAUGACCUCCCUCCAUCCGCUCCAGCAGCUCGUGCUCGUUCCUGGCCACCUACAGUCUGUAUCCCAGUUCCUGCUAUCUCAGACCCAAUCUGGGCAGCAAGGUCUGCAGCCAAAUCUUCUCCCCUUUCCACAGCAACAAAGCUCUCUCCUCCUCCCGCAGACUGGGCCUGGCCUGGCGUCGCAGGCAAUUGGACGCCCAGGGUUACCAGGAUCUUCUUUAGAACCUCAUCUGGAAGCGUCCCCACAUCUCCCAGUGCCCAAGCAUCUACCCAGCUCUGGAGGGGCUGACGAGCCCAGUGAUCUGGAAGAGCUGGAGAAGUUUGCCAAGACCUUCAAGCAGAGGCGCAUUAAGCUGGGCUUCACUCAGGGAGAUGUGGGGCUGGCAAUGGGAAAGCUGUAUGGCAAUGACUUCAGUCAGACCACCAUCUCACGAUUUGAAGCCCUCAAUCUGAGCUUUAAGAACAUGUGCAAGCUCAAGCCGCUGCUGGAGAAGUGGUUGCAUGACGCAGAAACCUCUCCAUCAGAGCCCUCGAUGAACACCCCCAGCUCUUUCCCCAGCCUCAGUGAGGUGUUUGGUAGGAAGAGGAAGAAACGGACCAGCAUCGAGACCAACAUCCGCCUGACUCUGGAGAAGAGAUUUCAAGAUAACCCCAAACCCAGCUCAGAGGAGAUCUCCAUGAUUGCAGAGCAGCUGUCCAUGGAGAAGGAGGUGGUCAGAGUCUGGUUCUGCAACCGACGUCAGAAGGAGAAGAGGAUCAACUGCCCUGUGACCACACCCAUCAAAUCACCCAUCUACAACUCCCGCCUGGUCUCUCCCUCUGGAUCUCUGGGUCCCCUCUCUGUCCCUCCUGUCCACAGCACCAUGACUGGAACAGUAACGUCAUCCUGUUCCCCUGGGAACAACAGCAGGCCUUCGUCUCCUGGCUCCGGACUCCACGCCAACAGCCCCACUGCAUCUCAAAAUAACUCCAAAGCGGCAGUGAGCUCCUCCAGUUUUAACUCUUCGGGAUCUUGGUACCGAUGGAAUCAUCCCACCUACCUCCACUGAGACCAAAAAGUUUCUCGGAAUCCACCUGGCCCUGUAUGUCCCCCUGGAAGGAAGGGAAUCAUGCCCUCUCUGAAUGGACAGAUUACUGUCAGAAGAGUGGAAGAGAAUCCCCACUGCCAUCCCAAGUUCUUGGUUCUUCAGGUGUGAGGGCCUCCAGAGAUCCAACUGUGACUAAACCAUGUGCUGGCUUCCAGUGCUCUUGAAACACAUUCCCCCUCUCCCCGAGGUGUUCCCUGUUUUCACCUUCUUUCCCCGUGCUCCAACCCUCUAGCUCUAAAUACUUCCCAUGGCUUCCCUGUGGCAGUCGUCUUUCCGAGAAAGGACACCUUGUCAUUAUUUUCCAACUCAUCCAUGGGCUUCUGGGGACAGCGGUUUGACUGGUGUGCCAAACAACCAGAGGAAGAGAUUAUGGCUUGACUCUGAACUUGGCCACAAUCGCUGAACUGAUCUCUAAAUUCUGUGAAAAGAUUGGAAUCUGAUGUCUCCACCAAAUCCUGGAUGCUUUCUGUUGAGCAAACCUUUCCGACCGAAUCUUCAUUUCACUCCAGGUUUUCUGUAGUCCCGACCCCUUUUCUAGAACCGAAUCCACUCAUGAUGGCCUUCUCCAGGUUCCCUCCUUUUAACAGAAGGCCGAGCUACCCUCAGUCCCCUGGGCGCGUUUCUCUGCCCAUAGGUGCUCUUCUGUGUGCUACACCUGCUCCAGAGUUCGGGAGUGUUAUUCCUUCUCUCCUUCCUUGUCCUUAUCUGGUCCUCCC
Molecule: messenger RNA, 2761 nt
Organism: Neogale vison (American mink)
Lineage: Eukaryota; Metazoa; Chordata; Mammalia; Carnivora; Mustelidae
Gene: POU2F3
Product: POU class 2 homeobox 3
Exons: 15
Coding region: 549-2006 (485 amino acids)
Biological process (GO): regulation of transcription by RNA polymerase II
Cellular component (GO): nucleus
Molecular function (GO): DNA-binding transcription factor activity, RNA polymerase II-specific; RNA polymerase II cis-regulatory region sequence-specific DNA binding
Source: RefSeq, a predicted model, not a curated record